Leguminivora glycinivorella is the source of this 1452-nucleotide messenger RNA. Its product is annotated as ATP-dependent DNA helicase PIF1-like. Gene Ontology annotation, biological process: telomere maintenance; DNA repair. NCBI's taxonomy places the organism in Eukaryota, Metazoa, Arthropoda, Insecta, Lepidoptera, Tortricidae. The transcript has 2 exons. Bases 364 to 1437 code for a protein of 357 amino acids. Gene Ontology annotation, molecular function: DNA helicase activity. The record is from RefSeq and is a predicted model, not a curated record.
GGAAAAUAUUCUAAAACUUUCUCGAAUAUUCUAGAGCCUAGCUCUCUGAAUAUAUAAGAGCCCGGUGUCGCCCGCCAGAGUCAGUUCGAUUUGAACAGUGAAACAAGCGAUUUCGAAACGAGAAGGAAAGAAGUUAUCUGUGAGCCUUUAUUUUGAAGUAUCACGUGUGAGUAUUUUUAAUAGUGUGUAUAAUAAUUUUCCAUUUUGAAGCGAAGAAGAAAAAAGUUGUCUGUGAGCCUUUACUGUGAAAUAUCAAAUGUGAGUAUUUUAAUAGUGUGUUUAAUUAAUUCUAAUAGAUUUCUUUUCUUUUAAUUGUAAUACAUCGCACUGGCACUAGCAUCAUCCGGCAUUGCAUCCACACUUAUGGAAGGAGGACGAACUGCCCAUUCUGCCUUACAACUACCGUUGAAUAUAGCCGAACAACAAUUCCCGGUAUGUAAAAUCUCAGGAAAAUCUGGACGAGGUCAACUUCUAAAACAAGCUAAAAUUAUCAUCUGGGAUGAAUGCACCAUGGCCCAUAAAAAAUCACUAGAAGCCAUGGACAGAACAUUACAAGAAUUGCGAAAAAACUCUGAAAUAAUGGGAGGAGCUCUACUCAUACUCUCAGGAGACUUUCGACAAACACUUCCAGUUAUUCCCAAGUCAACACCAGCAGACGAGAUCAAUGCAUGCUUAAAAAAGUCACAUCUCUGGCCACAAGUACAAAUACUGCAAUUAACAAAAAACAUGAGAGUUGAAUUAUCAAAAGAUGAAACAACAGCAUGUUUUGCUAAAAUACUUUUACAAAUAGGCGAAGGUACAUAUCCUACUGAUCAAACGAGCGGCCUCAUAGAACUCAAUAGUGAUUUCUGUAACGUAGCCACCACUGAAAACGAACUAAUCGACAAAAUUUAUCCAAAUAUUAUUCAGAACUAUACCAACGUAGAGUGGUUAUUUCAAAGAGCGAUUUUGGCCACUAAAAAUAAUAUUGUUGACGAUAUCAAUUUUAAUAUUCUAAAGAAUAUACCUGGUGAAGAGAAAAUAUAUAAAUCAAUCGACACGAUGGUAUCCAUUGAAGAAAGUGUCAACUUCCCUACUGAAUUUCUAAACUCUUUACAAGUACCAGGAAUGCCAUUACACUGCCUUCGUCUGAAAGUUGGAUCUCCAAUCAUACUACUCAGAAAUCUAAACUCCCCAAAACUAUGUAAUGGAACGAGGAUGAUCGUAAAACAGUUAUCGAAUAAUAUCAUUGAAGCUGAACUUAUUUCUGGAAAGUGCAAAGGACACACAGUAUUUAUACCUAGAAUACCACUGAUCUCUUCUGAAUUGCCAUUUCAAUUUAAAAGAUUGCAGUUUCCAAUUAAAUUAGCCUUCAGUUUCACGAUUAACAAAGCGCAAGGGCAAACUUUAAAAUAUUGUGGCAUCAACCUCAAAGAAUCCUGCUUUUCACACGGUUAGCUAUAUGUAGCUUGC